UGUGAGUCACUUCUCGGUGCUACAAUGAAGCUGUUGGUCUCCGUCUCUCUCCUGCCUUGUGCUCAGGCCUAUAUCUGGGCUUGGCUUCUCUCAAUGCCCUAUAACAACCCCCAGGAUUCUGCCGGACUCACCCCCAUCUCCAGCACCUCCAGAGGACCCACCGUGCAGUGCGACCAUGACCGCGGCUGUGGGCGGGGCCUAUUCUGCGACCGGCAUUUCGGUCUGUGCGUCGCUCUCCGACACGAGGGGCAAUACUGCCGGAAGGAUUCGCAGUGCGUCCGGGGGUUGGGCUGCAUGUACGGCCGCUGCCAACGCAUCAUUCCAGGGGGACACGAGGGGGCCCGAUGCCGACAAGACAAAGACUGCUCCCCAAAUAUGUGCUGCGCCCGACACCACGGGGAGAUGAUCUGUAAGAGGAGACUCCCUCUGGGGGGCAGUUGCUUCGUUCCAGAGGGGGGUCUGGCCUUUAGUAUCAAUCAGCUUUGCCCCUGUGAGGAGGGUCUGAUCUGCAGCGCUGCGCACCCCCAACGAGAGAAGGAAUUUAUUUAUAGUCCCGGCUCGGACUGGAAGUGCUCGGCCCCCUGAACCCCCACUUCCCUCCUGCACCUGCUUUGUAAAUACCCUGUACAUAUCUGUAUAAUAAAGAUCUUUAUUCUCA
Messenger RNA from Xenopus laevis (African clawed frog), 658 nucleotides. RefSeq names its product dickkopf-related protein 3 (gene dkkx.L). Lineage: Eukaryota; Metazoa; Chordata; Amphibia; Anura; Pipidae. The coding region runs from base 25 to 585 and encodes 186 amino acids. The record is from RefSeq and is a predicted model, not a curated record. The transcript has 4 exons.